Quercus lobata is the source of this 2429-nucleotide messenger RNA. RefSeq names its product trifunctional UDP-glucose 4,6-dehydratase/UDP-4-keto-6-deoxy-D-glucose 3,5-epimerase/UDP-4-keto-L-rhamnose-reductase RHM1-like. The record is from RefSeq and is a predicted model, not a curated record. The transcript is spliced from 3 exons. NCBI's taxonomy places the organism in Eukaryota, Viridiplantae, Streptophyta, Magnoliopsida, Fagales, Fagaceae. Gene Ontology annotation, molecular function: dTDP-glucose 4,6-dehydratase activity. Gene Ontology annotation, biological process: nucleotide-sugar metabolic process. Bases 174 to 2213 code for a protein of 679 amino acids.
CGUAGGACUUUCCCUCCUCAUCCUACCCACAAUCUUCUGUCUCCGUGUUCUCAUUGUCAAAAUUCAGGUUUUUAAAAAAAAAAAUAUAUUAAAAAAAUUCUAUAAUUUUCUUUAAUAUUUUUUUUAUAUUCUGGGCUUUGGUUCAAUCUCAGGACUACCUAAGUUAGUUGGAGAUGGCCACUACAUAUGAACCAAAGAACAUCCUCAUCACAGGAGCUGCUGGCUUCAUUGCAUCCCAUGUUUGCAAUCGGCUCAUUAGGAACCACCCUAAUUAUAAUAUUGUUGUCCUCGACAAGCUUGAUUACUGUUCAAAUUUGAAAAACCUGCUUCCCUCAAAAUCGUCCCCUAACUUCAAGUUCGUCAAGGGAGAUAUUGGCAGUGCUGACCUCGUCAACUUCAUCUUGCUUUCCGAGUCCAUUGAUACCAUUAUGCACUUUGCAGCCCAGACUCAUGUUGACAACUCCUUUGGCAACAGCUUUGAAUUUACUAAGAACAACAUAUAUGGCACCCAUGUCCUUCUAGAGGCCUGCAAAGUUACUGGCCAAAUCAAGAGGUUUAUCCAUGUGAGCACCGAUGAGGUUUAUGGUGAGACAGAUGAGGAUGCUGUUGUGGGGAAUCACGAGGCUUCUCAGCUCCUCCCAACAAACCCAUAUUCUGCUACUAAAGCUGGGGCAGAAAUGCUUGUUAUGGCAUAUGGGCGAUCAUAUGGCUUGCCUGUGAUUACUACCAGAGGUAACAAUGUUUAUGGGCCCAACCAGUUCCCUGAAAAAAUGAUUCCAAAAUUUAUCCUCUUGGCCAUGAAGGGACAGCCUCUACCAAUCCAUGGGGAUGGAUCUAAUGUUAGGAGUUAUCUCUACUGUGAAGAUGUGGCGGAGGCAUUCGAAGUCAUUCUCCACAGGGGUGAAGUGGGCCAUGUCUACAACAUUGGGACAUUGAAAGAAAGGAGAGUGAUUGAUGUGGCCAAGGAAAUUUGCCAACUUUUCUCUUUGAACCCAGAUACCUAUAUUAAGUUAGUAGAGAAUAGGCCUUUUAAUGAUCAAAGAUACUUCUUGGAUGACCAAAAGCUGAAGAGCUUGGGAUGGUUCGAACGUACUUCAUGGAAAGAGGGUCUAAAGAAGACCAUGGAAUGGUACGUCAACAAUCCUGACUGGUGGGGUGAUGUCUCUGGGGCACUGCUCCCUCAUCCAAGAAUGCUAAUGGUGCCUGGAAUUGAAAGAAAGUUUGAUGGGCCUGAUAUCAGCAAUUCUGAUUCCACUUUUGUGGUAAAUAAUUCUAAUCAGAGCCAUAUGAUAGUUCCAACUCCAAAGAACAACCCCUCUAUUCAGAAGCCAGCUCUGAAGUUCUUAAUUUAUGGUAGAACUGGGUGGAUUGGGGGGCUUCUUGGGAAGAUUUGUGAGAAGCAAGGUAUACCCUUUGAGUAUGGAAGGGGGCGCUUGCAGGAGAGGUCACAGAUCUUGGCAGAUAUUCAAACUGUUAAGCCAACUCAUGUUUUUAAUGCUGCUGGAGUGACUGGCAGACCUAAUGUGGAUUGGUGUGAAACUCAUAAGCCAGAGACAAUCCGGACCAAUGUUGUUGGUACUUUAACCUUGGCAGAUGUCUGCAGAGAGCAUAACCUUCUAAUGAUGAAUUAUGCUACUGGCUGUAUUUUUGAAUUUGAUGCAGCACAUCCGUUGGGGUCUGGAAUUGGGUUUAAGGAAGAAGACAAACCUAAUUUCACCGGUUCGUUCUAUUCGAAAACCAAAGCCAUGGUUGAGGAGCUUUUGAGAGACUAUGACAAUGUUUGCACCCUUAGAGUCCGUAUGCCAAUAUCAUCUGAUCUCAGCAACCCACGUAACUUCAUCACAAAGAUUACACGCUAUAACAAAGUGGUUGACAUUCCCAACAGCAUGACUAUCUUGGAUGAGCUGCUGCCCAUUUCAGUUGAGAUGGCCAAAAGGAAUUGCAGGGGCAUUUGGAACUUCACAAAUCCUGGUGUUGUGAGUCACAAUGAGAUUUUGGAGAUGUACAAGAACUACAUUGACCCCAAUUUUAAGUGGGUUAAUUUCACACUGGAAGAACAGGCCAAGGUUAUUGUUGCCCCUCGCAGCAACAAUGAGUUGGAUGCAUCCAAGUUGAAGAAAGAAUUCCCUGAACUUCUGCCAAUCAAGGAUUCACUGAUCAAAUAUGUCUUUGAGCCCAACAAGAAAACUAGUGCUGGUGGAGUGUCAAAAUAAGCAUGUCAUGAGCACCAAUUUAUGCAUUCUUAGUUUCUGGGUUACAGAAUUUGCUUUACUAUCAUCUUACCAUUUUUAUUCAUCAUUCAGAUUCUUCAUUUCUAUCAGUUCUUGUAAUUUUUUAUGAUAGCUAGGAUGGUUCGACAAGCUGUAUUGUUUGUAAUUUCAGUUUGGUCAUUGUUGAAACCAGUUUUGACUGGCUUCCAAUUGUCUAAA